Messenger RNA from Amoebophrya sp. A120, 3999 nucleotides. NCBI's taxonomy places the organism in Eukaryota, Dinophyceae, Syndiniales, Amoebophryaceae. The record is from the annotation of a GenBank genome assembly.
AUGGCUAAAAAGGAGCUGAGUCAAAUCACCCCAAAACGCAAAAUGGCAACCCCUUCUAGUUCCUCCAACCCCAGCAGCAGCAAGAUUCAGCAUUUGAUCGUUGCGAAUGCGGAGCUAUCCUGUGCAAAUAAAGUAUCGUACUCGUAUUGCAGUCAUGCAUUACAAAUCUUUUUCUGAAGGUAAAUCCGCAUUACAAAUUUCAUUUCUCAUGCUAAGGAAAUUUGUAAUGCAUUUAUACGAGUACGAUGCUUUUGCAGUUCAUAGGAGCUGCGGCGGACAAACGCGGACAAGGACGAGGAAAUUCGGUCCCUCGCUUCGGAGCUGCAGCAGCUGCUUCAGCAGCAGCGCGGUCGUUCCUCAUCAUCACACCUCCGCAGCGGCAGCAUUAGCCUUACGUCCCCGUCGCUGUUACUUGGAAAUGUUGGCGCUAGUGCGCAGCUGGCCACAUCAGCGGCCACAUCACCGCGGCGUCCGCAGACCGCUUUUUCUCUGACUGGAGCUGGAGCUGCAGGGCAACUGUUUGGCGAUGGACCAGCGCUGUCCGCGUCGCUCUCGCCACGGUUCGACCUGGGCCGGCAGUUUCAGCAGAACUCGUUUCUUCAGCAAAGCCCUACGAAGCUGCUGCUAGCAAGACGGACCACUUCCCGCUCGAGUUCCUUGUUUUCCCGCCCGCCAGGGAUCGGGAAAAUUGGUCUGAUGCCGACAUCCACAUCCUCUGCGAGCCCGUGUUUAUCGUCAAAGCCGGCAGGUGCAGUGGGGGCAGCAUCCUUUUUCCUUCCCUCUAACAAGAGCACGGCGUCGAGCACGACCGUGAGGAAUUCCGUAGGGCAAGGAAUGAGCAGCUACAUAACAGACUUUGCUGCGAAUUUGAAAAGUCUUGUUGAACCACCCGCACAAGAACUGCAAGCAACGUCGGAAAUAAAGGACCUGCAGAAAGAGGAAGAGCCUGCGUCAAAUUUUGACCUGUCUGCUUCUUCUAGCACAAGGGCGCGAUUAUACAAUAAUGCGUCGAGGAGCAGGAGUACAACCUCCUCACAGCGCGGUGCUUUCGAGCCAACGCCGCGUGGGGCGACGAUGCUAUUACAGCUACCUUCGUCAAGUAGAACAAACACGACCAGCCCUGGUGCACAUCAACCGCCGGCGAGCACCACGUCACUGCGUCUGACUCCUCGGGUUCCGGGUAGAACAAUGGUGUUGAAUAAAACAAGCUCUCCGGAGAUAGUUGGGAAUCGUCUCGGCAGUCCAACCGAGAAUCGCGUCCCCGCGUCCGAUGACGACACCCGAGAUCUCGAGCUGCUUCUGCAAUUUGUGUCGGAGAUGAGAAUGACACUCACUAACCUGCAGGAAACUUUUGAUACAAGCAAAAGAGCGACGUCAUCAUCAACAGCAAAAAAAGGCGCGGGAGUAAUUGUGGAUUCGAGUUGUGCAUCAACAUCGAAAAGGAUGCAAGCCGUUGCGACCAAAGUGCAGGAAGAGCUAACCUCGCUGACGUUAGCGAUUCGCGACUGCAUUCUACGGCGGUAUGAGCCGCGGCGGGGGAAUAAUGCGAAAACUUCUCGAGGAGCGCCGCGGAGAAGGCCAGCAUCGUCUACCUCUACUGACGACGCACCUACAGCUACAUCUGCUUCGAUGCACAAAAGCAUCGUGAACUUGGCGAGUCGUGCGGAGGAGUGCAAAAUCGCGAUUGAAAAGCUACAGGAGCUGAACCAGACGGAAAACCAGACGCAGAAUGACAUCGCCUCGGUCGAUAUCAAGCAAAAAAGUGUAUAACGAUAACGGUUUUGGGGCAUUGCAGUCAUGCAUGACAAAUUUUCACUAUCAUGCAUGCUAUGCAAUACAACUUUGGGCAUCAUUUAUUGUGUAUUCCUGCAUGCCAAAACCAAAUUCCGUUAACGUUACCACUUUUUCUUGUGAUAGUCGAGCACCAGAUCACCCUUCAGGUCGAAACACUGCGGGAAAAGUGGUUUUCCCGCGCAGAGCUGAAGUUCGCCGAACUUGUAGGUCUUACCGUCGGUGGUGAUAAGACCAAAAAGCACGACCAACAUGGCCGUGUCAACUACAAUGCAGAAGCUCUCCUAUUGGCCGAGAAAGCAGUGAAGGAUCGGCUGCAAGUGGAAAUCGGAAAAACAGCGGAAACGCUGCAGACACUGCUAGCGGAAGCACAGUUGUUGAACGAAGAUGGGAGCAGUGAGAAGGCAAAAAAACAAAAUCCAAAUCAUGCUCCUGUUUUGAGGUUGUCGCAGCGAGAACACGGCUUGAAGCUCCGCGAGUUGCAGAAACACCUCCAAAGGUUGCGCGAAGAGUGGUCAGCCAUUGCCGGAAGAAGUGCAGAUGAAUCGUCCAGAGGUUCCUCUACUUUGCUGGGGUGGGUGAAGGCCAAACUAGGACUACUUUUCGAUCAGGCGGAGCAGCGAAUCCACCGGGGGCUGCUGAAGUGGAGGACCGAUCCGCGGCGCCGGAACCGGGUCCAGCAACUGCGCAGCGAACUCCGAAACGCAGAAGCCGCUGCGGAAAGGAUUCUGGCCGAAGUGCUAGCGGACAUUUUCGCGGGGAUGUCCACCUCUGAGUCGAUGUCGAACACCUUCAAGCGGGAACGGGAUACGAAUGUGGUGCAGGAUGAAGGACCACCUGGACGAGGGCCUGGUCCUGUUGUAACAGAUCUGCUGGUCCCUCCGCGUGGUCCUGUGGACAAUGACGGAGGGGAAACGCAAUGGUCUUCCGACGCCGACCCCGAGCUGCCGCUGCUGCGGGUUUCCUUGUCCUCUCCUCGUGCUGGUGGAUCAGGAGGGGCCGGCUAUGCUGGCUCUUGCGUCGUGCCGUCUACUGCGCAACAUGUUCAAGGGCUGUUGUCAUCACCACCAGAAAUGAAAAUGGACCACGAAGAUGAUGAUCAGAAAGACCCCUACGAGCCGGCUUUCUCGGAAGGCACAUCGCCGGAAAUUGUCCCGAGGACAAACAACCUGGCGGCAAACACGAACUACAGUGCGGAACAUUGUUUAGGGGACGACGAGGAUGACCAGGUUACUGCACCAAUGGCUGGCACAUCAACCGCUCGGAGAGUGAGGACCUCUGAAGAUGAUGACGAUGGAGCUACUGUUCGUGGACCAGCACGAGAAGCCGAAACUCCAGGAGAGCUCCACGGUGCGGCAAGCAAGAGGUUUUCUCGUAAUAACACCUCCUCCGCGCCGUGGUCUCUAGACCGGAUUCUUGCAGGAGACUUGCGCAGGAGCUCCUCAUCUAGCGCAGCUCUACAACUUGAGGGCACAGCUAGAACAACAGCGCGUGGUCAACAACAUGACGAGGCGAACUCACCCGCCGAGGAGCUGCCCCUCGAGGCGCAGAUCGCACGCAUGAAGAUUCCGCGGUUUCCGCCGCUGCCGCCGGUUGAACCGGACGGAGUUUUGUCUGCCUCCAGUAGCACCGGUCGGGCGCCGUAUUUGGGGCAGCUCCACCUCUCCCUCGAUGCAGCGAUGGGCAGCACCAGAGGACCACAGGCGGGCUCGUCCUCCUUCAGCGGUGAUGUUGUUCCUCGGACUAGCAGCUUCGCUGCUGGUGCAACCACGACGAGAUCUACUACUUCAACUUCUGCAGAUCAUUAUCUUCGGGAGCAGACGCAGAGAAGAACCACGAGAACGUCGGCGAGUGUACAGAACCUCCACGCAACAACUACAACAUCGUCCUCCCACGAUAAUUCGUCGACGUUGCGUGAUCACCUAGCGGAAUAAUUAGAACGGCAAAUAGAGAACCGAAAAGACGACGAGGCGGCACGUGAAAUGAACAGCACCGGUGGUGUUCAGGAUGCAGAGCUUGAGAGCCUCCUGCUACGGCUGGAACUUCUACAAAAGCAUAUCGCUUUGGAUGGUUCAUAAACUGUUACGAAGCGGGCCGUGCCCCCAUACGUACUCGGGCUGACCCGGUGUCAGUUGUUUGCUGGCAGCAGAAGACAUAAGAUGACGAGCCUGCUUCUGCAAGCGUACACAUCGUUGCAAUGGCAUUAAU